UCAAUGGUUAUGCUGUUUCCAAAGUAUAAUUUGCUUCCCAUAUGAGCUCUAUUAUCAAAAAACUGAUACCCACAGCCACAAAGUCGCUUCAAGAUGAUCUUGGAACCCCCUUAGAUUUAUCUUAUAUUACUGAUAAAAUAUUGGUUUGUUCUUGCCCAGUUUCAACUUUCCCUAAAGUCCUCUAUAGAAAUUCAUUGAAUGAUUUAAUUAACUUUUUGGAAAUCUAUCACUCAGAUCAUUGGUCAAUAUGGAACUUCAAAGCUGAAGACACGGAUGAUUAUUCAUUUAAGCAUAAGCAAUUGGAAGGUAAGGUUAAUUAUUUCCCAUGGCCAGAUCACCAAGCGCCUUCAUUUCAGUUACUUUUAGAUUCUAUCAAUUCAAUACAUCAAUUCUUGGAGAAGGAUAAAAAAAAUGUUGCUGUGUUACAUUGUAAGAUGGGUAAAGGAAGAUCUGGUUUGAUAUCAGCUGCUUACUUAAUGAUUUAUCAAAAUUCAACAAAAGAGCAGGCGUGUUACUUAUUCACUACAAAGAGAAUGAAUCCAGGAUUCGGUGAAGGAGUUUCAAUACUUUCUCAGCUUAGAUAUCUUUCAUAUUGUUCCUUAUACAAGGUACACCCCUACUGUCCAGAAUUUGUUGCUCGUAUUGAUCAUUUAAGAAUUUUAUUUGAUGAAGGUAGAAAUCAGCAUCUCCGGAGACUAUCAAUAAGUAUUUUCUUUUUAAAUAUAGAAAAUGCACAAAAUAAGGUACUUGUUAAAUCCUCAGACUUGGUGCUACAGACUAAAGAAAAUGCCAUCUAUCAUGUGGAUCAACCUUUGAAAAGUCAAGAUUUUAGAGUUUUGGUUGAUAGUAAUGAAUCUUCAAGCGUGUUCCCAGUUUCGACUUCAUUCAAUGUAUAUUGGGAAAUAAUAUCUUUGAACAAAAUCCCCGAAAAGGAUUUGAAAGGGGUUUUGAAAGUCAAAUGGAUGGAAAUGGAUGGGUUCAGAGGCACUCAACUCAAGGGUAAAAGAUUAUUUGACAAGAUAGAAAUCUAUUUCACAUUAGUGUAAUCUAACGUAUUCGUAAAAUUUUGUUUAUUUGUAAGAUGCCGACAACCUAUAACAAUUAUGGCAUAUUUCUCUAUCCACCUCUUUGCUCAUUUUCAAACUUUAGCCAAACACCAUCUACAAUUUUCUUUACUAAUCUAAUGGCAUCACUUUCUUCAUUUCCAUCAUCUUCUUGCCCGUGACUUUUCAAAAUUGACUUGAUAG
Hansenula anomala is the source of this 1247-nucleotide messenger RNA. It is a transcript of the gene TEP1, whose product is annotated as putative phosphatidylinositol-3,4,5-trisphosphate 3-phosphatase. Gene Ontology annotation, biological process: phosphatidylinositol 3-kinase/protein kinase B signal transduction; phosphatidylinositol dephosphorylation; cell motility. Gene Ontology annotation, cellular component: plasma membrane; cell projection; nucleus. NCBI's taxonomy places the organism in Eukaryota, Fungi, Ascomycota, Saccharomycetes, Phaffomycetales, Wickerhamomycetaceae. Gene Ontology annotation, molecular function: phosphatidylinositol-3,4,5-trisphosphate 3-phosphatase activity; protein tyrosine phosphatase activity; protein tyrosine/serine/threonine phosphatase activity. The transcript has a single exon. The record is from RefSeq and is a predicted model, not a curated record. The coding region runs from base 42 to 1046 and encodes 334 amino acids.